Molecule: messenger RNA, 5739 nt
Organism: Acanthaster planci (crown-of-thorns starfish)
Lineage: Eukaryota; Metazoa; Echinodermata; Asteroidea; Valvatida; Acanthasteridae
Gene: edc4
Product: enhancer of mRNA decapping 4
Biological process (GO): deadenylation-independent decapping of nuclear-transcribed mRNA
Cellular component (GO): P-body
Molecular function (GO): protein binding
Source: RefSeq, a predicted model, not a curated record
UCAAUUCUUUCUCGAGAUACUUUACGCGCCUACGUCUCUGCUCUUUAAGUUCCUGUAGGCAAAGAAGUCGUGUUAGCCCGUGCGUUACAAAUCGUUUACCCAAACGUCGGGAAAUAAAUGGAUAACUCUUUCAAUACUAGCUCUAGUGGCUCACUGAGCGGCAGUCACCACAGUGAUCACGCCAAUGCUUCUCAGAUAUUAAAAGAGCUCCUUAACGUGGGGAAACCUAUGCAUCAAGCUUACAGUUCAACCAGCAGCAUGGACGGGAAUGCUGAAAAUAAUCCAGAUCCACAGGAUGCAAUAUCCAAGGAUUUUAUCCAGGCAGGAGGUGACUCUGCAGCUCCCUUGAAUUUAAGAGACACUGUCCGGCAAACCAUUGAGCUGGUUGGAAAUGACCAGAGUGGGUCGGUGCCAGUGUAUGGCCGUGAGGUCAGUGUCAUUCCCAGCGAAGCCUCCAAGAGGGACAGCCGAGCACCAGGGAGUAGCAAAGUCAAAAUCACACCAGUGGUGAAAUAUGACUGGGAACACAAAUACUACGUGGGCAACCUUGUGGCAGUCAACCAAAUCUAUCUGGUGUACGUUCUGAAAAUUCAGAGUGGGUAUGGAUUGCGCAUACUGGACAGGCGCACCUCUGUGAGGGCGCUGUUGAAAGGCUUUGAGGACAUCAUCACAGAUGUCGCCUUUGCCCACCACCAGUCCAAUGUUCUGGGCUGUAUCGACAGGCUGGGGAACAUGACUGUCUGGCAAAUUCUCGAUGUGGACGGCAAAAUCGCGCCCAAUUCAAAGCUAAAGGUGAUGCGACCGCCCGGCACACACCCCACCGACUACCACCGGCUAGUCUGGUGCCCCUACCUGCCUGACGACCCCACCGCUAGUGACAGCAGCUCCAUCAGUGACGAGAACAGCCGUCUACUGGCUGUCACCCACGAAGAGAGGGCUGAGUUUUGGGAUUUGGAUGUUGUGAUAGAACUGUUUGGCAACGUUGUGAAUGCAGACAGCGUAACGGAUGGUGUCAUUCGAAUUUGCAGUGGACACACAAAGCCCAUCACCGAUCUGUCUGUAGCCCCUGACGGGCAGGUCCUUGCCACGGCCAGUGAGGAUGGCACGGUGAAGUUCUGGCAGAUGGACAUGGCUGCCCCGGACCAGGCUCCUGCACGUCUGCACCGAUUCUCCCCCCACGAUGGCCGGCCACUGUCCUCAUUGAUCUUCUGUGACAACCACAAGUACCAGGACCCAGACCUCCCCUUCUGGAGGUUCCUGAUCACGGGGGCCUGCGCCAAUCGUGAGCUGAUGAUGUGGUGCACCGUCACCUGGACCUGCCUGCAGAAGAUCAGCUUCACCCGGCCCGGCCUCCUCCCCGAACCCUUCCUGAAGAUCAAGCUGGACCUGUCGGCCAGCUUCCUGAUCGCGACAGACAUCACUAGAAAGGUCCUGUAUGUCCUUCAGGUACACCAGGACCACAGUGAAGGCCAUGCCCACAUGAGUUCCAUCACCGAGUUUCUGCUGACCCAGCCCACCCUCAGCUUCGCCAUCGUGGACGCGGGCAAAUGCCGCCUGAAGCCACUCCUUGAGGAGGGGGAAGAGGGGGAGGAGCUCAACUCAGGUGAGAUGCUGGAGAUGUUGCAGGGGGACAUGGAACCCAGUCAUUUUCCAAACAGCGGUGUGCUCGUCAAGAUGUUCUGCAUCAAUUCAACAUCGGUGCAAGAUCUACAGGUUCGCUUUCAGCCCAACUCUUCCGUGGAACAUGGCAACAUGGCCGGCUCAGUCAGUUCAGCCUCGCAGGAUGACUAUGCCCUGCAGGAUGGUCUGUCAGACAUGAGCAUGAACGACACCGACCGCUCAGCUGGGACAGAUGUGGAUAGGGUCUCGGCUGUCCGCCAGGCCAGCUCACUGACCCCCGGCGGGUCCUUGACCAGCUCCUUCACGUCCGAGUCCACCAAUCCAUCAACCUCGCCAGGCCAGCCCUACCUAAUGACACCUGAAGCCAUUAAAUCUAGCAGUGCCAAGACCUUGGCCGAACACCUGCGGGAGAGCAACUCUAGUGCCAGCAGCUUCACCCAGGUCUCGGCCCUGAAUACCUCGGCCGACGACCUCCUGACAGGCUCCCACCACUCUGGGGAGAACAGCACUCCGACCCCCAGGACCCUCACCCCAGUCUCUAGCCUCCCGGCCACACCUAAGUCGCCUCAGAGGCCUGACCGCUCAGCCACUCCACCCCAAGUAGAUGCUGCUCUUGCCCGGGAGAAGGAUGAAGACGGUUCAGCGGAGGACGACGAAGGACCCAAAUCCCCUCCCCCGACCCCAACUGAACUGGCUUCCCCCGAGCUGAUUGCUCGGUCCGCGGCCAGCACGGAUGACUUGGUGGAACUCCUGGAGAAUGCACGGAUGAAGGAGAAGCGGAUCUCGGACUCAAGUGCGGAGGUGGCGCAUAUCCUCCAAGGGCAUCUUGGGCAAGACGGAGAUCAGGAGGCAGAAGUGGAAGACGACCAGGGGAGAGAAGACGAAGAAGAUGAGAAAGAAGACGAUGAUGUGGAGUCCAAGGCUAUCCCCGUCACUGUGGAUUCCAUCGCAUUUGCAGAUGCAGUGAAACAGUUGGUUGACCCAGUGCAGGUGACUCAACCUCCCAGCAGCCUGAUUGAGAUGCAUGGAGAGGAUGCCAGUGGAGUGACCCAAGGGAGGGAGGUGGUUGUCAUCAGCCCCAAGCAAGAAAAGCUGGGAGUCACAGCCUCCGAGGAGGCCCCAGGUGGUGAGGGAAUACCCACCCCGACCCAGGGGGAAGAGGGGGAGACAGCUGAGACCCCACAGUCAGGGGACGAGAGCAGGGAGCAGCAAGUUGGAGGAGCCAUGGCCCCAGUGCCUCAGCAGCUCCUGGAGGUUCAAGAGCAGGAGUCGCGCAGUGAGCACAGCUCUGAUGUGGAACCGGCGGACUCCACUUCUCCCCCUGGGUCCAAGAGUAAAGCCAAGAAGCAGAGGCGGGACAAGUAUAGCCGGUCCUCCCCACGACCCAGGAAGUCCCUGCCAACUGAGGCGGAUGCCAGGCUGGACAUGCCAGAGAUUAAUAACACGCUGCAGCAGGUGCUAAACCUGCUGCAGUCGCAGCAGCAGGAGCUGAAGCAGAUGAAGCAGGACAUUGCCAAGUCGCAGCCGGCCAACAGCAUCAUUCAGUCCAUGCGGUCGCGCAUCGACAAGCUGGACAAGAGCCUGUGUACCAAGCUGGAGACCAGCAUGGCCAAACAGUCGGAGCAGGAGCGUCAGAGAUUAAACACUGCCAUGCAGGAGAGGCAGUCAUUGGACAAGCAGAAGCAGGAGCGUCUGCUGGAGUGCGUCUCUCAGAAUCUCAACAAAUCAGUCAACAGUCGUCUGGACAAGACAGUGCGCACUGAGAUUGAGAACAAGGUGGUGCCAGAAAUAGGAAAGCUGAUUGCACCAAUGAGCGAGCAGCUGAGUACUGUCGUUUCCCAGAAACUCACUGCCACAGACCAGCUGAUGAGGGAGAACAUCGGCAAGCUAGUCAGAUCCAAGAGUACCACAGAGGCCCUGGGGCAGUCGGCCGCCAAUGCACUGAGCAACACAAUCCAGACAACAUACCGGGAAGCCUUCAGGACAAGCGUGGUGCCAGCCUUUGAGCAGUCCUGCCAGUCCCUCUUCAUGCAAGUCAACACAGCCUUUGAGGCUGGAACCAGACAAUACACUCAACAAUUGGAGUCACACCUCAACAAGCAGAGACAGCAGGAGCGGGAAUCCCGAGACCCCAUCGUGGCUGAGCUUGUAUCCCUCGCGGAGGAGUUCAAGGCCAGCUCCCAGACACUCAAGGAGAGCAUCCUCAGCAGUGUGAAUGAUGAGGUCGAGAAACAACUCCAGAAGGCCAAUGAGAAGCUUGAGGAGGACCUCUUGGGCAAGGUACGCAAGCUCCUGAAAGAGGAGCUGCAGAACGCCCUGCGCGACCACCAGAGCCGGGUGGAGAGCAGUAUCACAGCGGCCGUUGUGCGCUCCCAAGCUCCUACCCCAGUGCCCCAGGGCCCAGACAUCCGGCAGGUCCAGAGCCAGAUCACCCAAUUGCUGCAGCAGGGCCACAUCAUUCAAGCCUUCCAGAGCGCUCUGAGUGCCUCAGACCUACGUGCUGUUCUCUUCGUAUGCAAUGCCGUCAAUCCUGACCAGCUGUUUGGUGGCCAGUGCCCGCUGGACCAACCUGUCCUCCUCUCACUCAUUCAACAGCUGUCCCAUGACAUUGGCACCAACACCAAGCUCAAGCUGCGAUACAUCGACGAGGCACUAUUGGUUCUUGAUGAGGACAAGACCACUACCCAGUACAGCGAACAUUUGCCCAUCGUCAUUGGCGAUCUCUGCAAACACAUCACCGCCUUCCUGCAGCAGCACCCUAGCCACCCCAGCACCAAACAGAUGAAACGUGUGCUUGCGCUUGCCAACAGCCUGAUGUAACCGGGGCAAGGAGAAAAACAAGAGCUCCCAGAUGUGGGUUCUUUUAAUGUUUACACAGCCAAGAUUAGCAACUUGUUCUGCGCCAAAUCAAGGCAUGGACGACAAGUAGUUAAUGAUAUGUUACCCUUAUUUCCUGAAACUCAGAAUAUCUGGAAGUACUCUGAAGUAAUGAACAUGUUUUAUGAAAACAUCUUUGUAUAAUAGACUUCUUGUUGACUUUUUGCAUAUUGAAAUUUCGUUAGGGAAAAAAGGGGCAAAAGCAUAUUUAUCUGAAAGGCAUCACUCUAAGUUUGUUGAUAUUCUAAUCUGGCAUAGUUUGUGUUCCAACUUAUAAGCUUCACUACAUCAUUUGAAUAGCAUAACCAUCUAGCUUUGAUUAUUGUACAUAUUUUGAAAGCUCCUCAUAACGGUUUUUUAACUUCCUUUUUUUUGUCCUGUGUACCACUUGUACAACAUUUCUCAUUGAAAAGGGAGCUGGACAAGGUAACAGUUAUGUGUAGACACAACAUAGGCUUAUCUUUAAUCAUCUGUGUUCAAUUUCCAUUUUCCGAGGGUUAUCGGCUUUCAAGCUAUGAUUUUUCCCUGAGUCUGUUCUCUGCUAAAUUUUCAUUUUAUUUGAUUAAAUGUUUUAGAAAAGUUGCAUUUUUGCCCACUGUAGGUUCACCUGUAAAAUCAAGCGCCUGUUACUUUAUAAAAUGUUGCUAAUUGUUUGAAACUGCACUGUCCAGGUAAUUAUUUGUCAGAUCUGAAUAGGACAAGUAACACGUGCUUUCUACAAGGUCAGCUUUUUCAAGUGUGAAGAUCUUGAAAAUUCCUCAGAAACUUUUGAAUGCCUCUGUCACACUGGGAAAAAAGUGCAAAACACUUGAACUUUAAGCAUUCAGCAAACGAAAUCUAGAAACCUCGUUAAAACACUGAAGAAUUUAACUUUGGAAAAAAAAAGGAUGUCAAAAGGAUUUCACUGAAUAGCCCAGAAAAGUAGCCAGAAUUUAAAUGGGAACCUUGAGUAACAUCCAGAACUGGUGCAGAAGACCUUGUGAUAUUGUUUCAUCUUUUAAGGUGCACUUUAAACGCUCUAUUUCACUUCAUGCAAAAAAACCCAGCAUGGCCAUAGAACUUUUUUUUUAAAUUAAGCUGACGGACUUACCAGCAACUAAGCAUGAAGACCAUAAGUAACAUCUGCAACAGGCAAGAGAAGGCCUUUUAAUAUUGUUUCUGUUGAUGCACACUUGGUGUGGUGUUGAUAGUUGUAUAAACCCCUCCCGUUUAACGAAAUAUAACAGUUCAGUUUGAAAUGAG